Colias croceus (clouded yellow) is the source of this 2198-nucleotide messenger RNA. It is a transcript of the gene oys, whose product is annotated as lysophospholipid acyltransferase 6. Gene Ontology annotation, cellular component: membrane. The record is from RefSeq and is a predicted model, not a curated record. NCBI's taxonomy places the organism in Eukaryota, Metazoa, Arthropoda, Insecta, Lepidoptera, Pieridae. Gene Ontology annotation, molecular function: acyltransferase activity. Gene Ontology annotation, biological process: lipid modification. Bases 251 to 1774 code for a protein of 507 amino acids. The transcript is spliced from 10 exons.
GUCGACGAAUAAACAUAAGAAGCGGUUUAAUGCCGAUACGAAUAGAGCUAUAGUUUUAGAGUAUAAAACUUGUUAUACUGGUUAAGCAUAUAAUAUUACUGUGUAUCAAUAAAGCGCGGUGAAAGUGCAACUGGUGCCUGGUGUCUAUAUAUUAUCUUCAUUUUUGAAAGAUCAUAAAUUGGAGGCGCAUUAUAACGUACUUUAAAUAUAUGUAUAUGUGCUGCUGUUUAAAAAUUAUAACCAUAUAACGAUGUCUUCCUCUUACUAUGACUCUUACGACGGCAGUAAAAUAUUUUCAUUCUUAUCCAAUAGAAUAGGUCUUCCAAUUGAUCUAGUUAAUUUUUUGAUAUCACAAAUAGCUGCACUAUGCCUGGCAAGACUAUUUCGGAAACCAUUGAGACUUGCUUCACCAGAAUUCCGUCAUAUGAUGUGCCUUUUUAUAGGUUUGCUUAUGGGAUAUUUCUGCUUUGGAAAGCAAUCCAUACAUUUGUCUGUUCUUCCAAUGCUAACAUAUGUAUUGCUCAAAACUGUUCCACAACAUUUAAUGGGAAACGUUGUAUUAGCUGCUUCCAUGCUGUACCUAUCGUGUAUACACCUACAUCGUCAAAUUUAUCACACCGCCGACUACUCACUUGACAUAACAGGGCCUUUGAUGGUGAUAACGCAAAGGGUGACAUCAUUGGCUUACUCAUUGCAAGAUAGCAUUAUGUGUAUGAAAGAAAUAAACUCCAACACUACGGAACGUUCGAAUAAAGAUGAAAAUAGAAUUGACAAGAUACCCUCGCCUCUCGAAUAUUUCGCAUUUACGUUAGCUUUUCAAACGCUAAUGUGCGGACCCGUCGUGUUCUAUCCUGAUUAUAUCAGCUUUAUUGAAGGCGCUCGUGUCGAUGGGGCGCAAAAAGAUAAAACAAGUGGAUCUGAACCUUCACCCCGUCGCGCUGUUAUGUACAAAGUGGCUGGUUCCGUAGCGGCUGCUCUUCUAUACUUGUCUCUGGCACAGAAAUACUCUAUAAAGGUUUUGGAAGGUUUAGUCGAUCCAACAUCGGAAGAAAGGACGUGGUCCGCGUUAUAUUUGCUAUGGUACGCGUAUCUCUCGACCCUGGUGGUCAGGUGCAAGUACUAUCACGCUUGGCUUCUUUCUGAAGCUAUUUGCAACAACUCCGGCAUGGGCUUCAACGGUUACGAUAACGACGGCACACCCAAAUGGGACAAAAUGUCGAAUAUUGACGUUUUUGCAUUCGAGUUUGCACAAAACUUCCGCACGGCGAUCGCUAGCUGGAACAAGAACACGAACGCGUGGCUGCGCAGCGUCGCGUACGAGCGCGGCGGCGCGGCGUGGCGCACGGCCCGCGUGUACGCGCUCUCCGCCGUGUGGCACGGCUUCCACCCGGGCUACUACCUCACCUUCUUCGCGGGGGGACUCUUCACUGUCGCGGCUAAGAAGGUUCGUACAUUUGCUCGCCCGUUGUUCUUGGACAGCCGCCCGAAAAAGAUCUUCUAUGACUCGCUCUCGUUUUUAACGACACGAAUUGCGAUGACAUAUGCCACCGUGCCUUUUGUAUUACUGCAUCUAUCGCCAAGCCUUGCGUUUUAUGGGCAUUUGUAUUAUUCACUACACUUUAUAGCUUUAGGCGCUCUAUUAUUGCCAUCGAAAUCCAGACAUAUCAACGCUGCACAAAACACGGACAUAUCAGCAGGUUCCUCUAAAAUUAUCAGAGAAACUAAAACAACUGAGAGCAACGGAGAGGCCAAUGGUAAAUUGAAAAUGUCCUAAAUGUGCGACCAUAAUAUUGAAGAUAAUAAAUAUCUAGAUUUUUAUAAAUUUAUGGUUAUAAUGUUUAUAUGAGCCGAAACAAUUACGGUUGAAUGUUUUCUAUCUAUGAAAAAAAGCAUUUACUAUAUGUCUAACAAAAGUAUUCCACACUCUAAAUAUAUUUAAGUACAUAAUCCUAUAGACCUCAUAAACCACAAUGAUUUUGUGUAUAUACCUAAAUUCCUUUUUGCAAAUCUAAAGACUCGAAUAAAAAAAGUUUGCUCUCUUGAUAUAUCGAAAACAAAAGUGUAUUAAAAUAAUAUAGCAUUUCUUAUCAAGCUCAAAAAAAGCCUUACUAUAUUUAUAGUCCCUCGAGUAUUUAUUAAUUAAUUCCUUUUUUAAUGGAUUUCUGCUAAAAAUAUUUCUCAGUAUUAUCAAAUACGUA